AUGGGUUCACAAAUUCAGAAAAGCGAUGAGAUCACCUUCUCAGACUACCUGGGCCUCAUGACUGCCGUGUACGAGUGGGCAGACAGCUACGACUCCAAGGACUGGAACAGGCUGCGGAAGGUCAUCGCACCGACUCUGCGGAUCGACUACCGCUCCUUCCUCGACAAGCUGUGGGAGGCGAUGCCGGCCGAGGAGUUCGUCGCCAUGGUCUCGUCCGAGGCGGUGCUGGGCAACCCUCUGCUGCGCACGCAGCACUUCAUCGGCGGCACCCGCUGGGAGAAGGUCUCGGACGACGAGGUCAUCGGCUACCACCAGCUGCGCGUCCCCCACCAAAAGUACAAGGAUGCCAGCCUCAAGGAGGUCACCAUGAAGGGCCACGCCCACUCGGCAAACACCCACUGGUACAAGAAGAUCGACGGCGUCUGGAAGUUUGCCGGCCUCAGGCCCGAUAUCCGCUGGGGCGAGUACGACUUUGACAGGAUCUUUGAGGACGGAAGGGAUGUCUUUGGCGAGAACUAA
This is a messenger RNA of Pyricularia pennisetigena, 519 nucleotides long. RefSeq lists its product as uncharacterized. Gene Ontology annotation, biological process: melanin metabolic process. Gene Ontology annotation, molecular function: scytalone dehydratase activity. The record is from RefSeq and is a predicted model, not a curated record. The coding region runs from base 1 to 519 and encodes 172 amino acids. The transcript has 3 exons. Lineage: Eukaryota; Fungi; Ascomycota; Sordariomycetes; Magnaporthales; Pyriculariaceae.